Cucumis melo (muskmelon) is the source of this 1681-nucleotide messenger RNA. RefSeq names its product serine carboxypeptidase-like 51. Gene Ontology annotation, molecular function: serine-type carboxypeptidase activity. The transcript has 13 exons. The record is from RefSeq and is a predicted model, not a curated record. Gene Ontology annotation, biological process: proteolysis. Lineage: Eukaryota; Viridiplantae; Streptophyta; Magnoliopsida; Cucurbitales; Cucurbitaceae. Bases 7 to 1395 code for a protein of 462 amino acids.
UCUCUAAUGGGUGAGAAACUCUUUCUUCUUCUUCUUCUUCUGAUUACUGUUUCUUCUUCUUUGUUUCAAUUUGGAAUUUCCGAUACUUCUCGCAAAUCUGGAGAUGGAAAUGAAGAAUGGGGUUAUGUUCAAGUUAGACCCAAAGCACAUAUGUUCUGGUGGCUUUACAGAAGCCCUUUCAGAGUGAAGGAUGCUUCUAAGCCAUGGCCGACCAUUCUUUGGUUACAGGGCGGCCCGGGUGGGUCAGGAACGGGGUUUGGGAACUUCCUAGAAAUAGGGCCGCUCGACUCCAACUUAAAGCCAAGAACCUCAACAUGGUUACGAAAAGCAGACCUUUUAUUUGUGGAUAAUCCUGUUGGGACCGGAUACAGCUUUGUAGAGAGUUUAGGACAAUUUGCGAAAAGUGAUUGGGAUGCAGCGGACGACAUGACGACUUUGCUAACUAAGCUUUCCAACAACACCAUCAACCUAAACAACACUCCUUUUUACAUCUUUGCGGAGUCUUACGGUGGAAAAUUCGCCGUUACUCUUGCUUUAUCCCUCCUACGCUCCAUUCGAGCUGGCCAUUUGAAGCUUAAUCUCCAAGGGGUGGCCCUAGGAGACAGUUGGAUAUCACCCGAAGAUUUCACGUUUUCUUGGGGUCCUCUUCUCCAUGACCUUUCUCGGAUCGGCAGCAUCGCACAUCAGAUAUCCAAUCAGUUGGCUUCGGAGAUCAGUGACCAAAUUAAAAAGGGAAUGUACGAAAAUGCAACACUUUUGUGGAGUAGUUUUGAGAAUUUCAUUUUGGCGAAAAGCAACCGCGUGGAUUUCUAUAACUUCAUGUUGGAUCUAGAUUUGGAUCCAGUAAUCUCAACAACAAAAAGCUUAGAAUCAAAUAGCAUUAAUUCAGUAAGAUUAAAAGGAAGAAAAUCUUCAUUCUUUGGUUACAAAAAUUACAAGCCAGGUGGUGAAGGAAACUUAGAAGCUUUGAUGAAUGGCCCAAUUAAGCAAAAACUCAAAAUUAUACCACCAGAUGUCACAUGGGGAGGUCAAUCGGACAAAGUGUUGGAAUUUUUUACAGCAGAGUUCAUGAAACCAAGGAUUAAGGAGGUUGAUGAGUUGCUUGCGCAAGGUGUCAAUGUCACUAUUUACAACGGUCAAGUUGAUCUUAUUUGUUCUACCAAGGGAGCAGAGGCAUGGAUCAAUAAACUCAAGUGGAAUGGACUAAAGUCAUUCUUAAACACACAAAGAACUCCUCUAUUUUGUGGGAAAGAGAAAGGAACCAAAGGCUUCACUAGGUCACACCAAAAUUUGAAUUUCUAUUGGAUCCUUGGAGCAGGCCAUUUUGUUCCAGUUGAUCAACCGUGUGUGACAUUAAACAUGGUGGGUGCAAUCACACAGUCACCAGGCUCUUGAUCUACCUAUUUUUAACGACGGGAAACAAAAUGAAAAAGAAAAACACAUAUUUUCUAUUUAGAAUAUAAUAAAGCACAUAGCUUAAUUAAUUAUAGAUAAGAAAAAAUGAAAUGUAUUUAAUAAAUGAAACUUUUUUUUAAGUGUAUUUGUUUUAAAUAAUAGAAAUCUUUCAUGUAAUAACUUGUCAUAAAUAACUUGAAAGAAUAGUUUAUAUAUACCUAAAUUGUACACUGUUUAUAUAUAAAUUUUUUAAUAGUAAAUUGAUCACGAGAAAAAGUUAACAAAA